AUGGAAACAUCAUCUGCAAACUCAAACUACAAUAUGUUACUAUUGUUCCAUGGUUUUUCGUGCUAUUACACCGUUAAAAGCUAUGUCUCAAGAUAUUGGUCAUUUUCUCCACAAUCCCAGACUUCAGGUUGGGACCUGAAGAACCAGAAAUCUGGGUUUUCAAGCAAGGAAGUUUUAUCUGGUGGUGAGAGAUUAUGCAGAAAAGAAGUGGAGAUUUUGAUGGGGAACCUGGGGAUUUUUUGCAGCCAAGAAAGUGAAGAACAGUUGAAUGAAUCAUACGGUUGUGAGGAGAUUUCAAGAUUGUUUGAAAAAGAGCCAAGCUUGGAAGAAGUGAAAGGAAUUGCAGAGAGUUCUGUGUGUUUUGGGGUUGAAACAAGGUUUAAAGCUGGAAAACUGCAACAACAUGAUCAAUAA
Gossypium arboreum is the source of this 414-nucleotide messenger RNA. Its product is annotated as probable calcium-binding protein CML46. NCBI's taxonomy places the organism in Eukaryota, Viridiplantae, Streptophyta, Magnoliopsida, Malvales, Malvaceae. The coding region runs from base 1 to 414 and encodes 137 amino acids. The transcript is spliced from 2 exons. The record is from RefSeq and is a predicted model, not a curated record.